Messenger RNA from Tripterygium wilfordii, 1713 nucleotides. RefSeq lists its product as uncharacterized. Bases 1 to 1713 code for a protein of 570 amino acids. The record is from RefSeq and is a predicted model, not a curated record. Lineage: Eukaryota; Viridiplantae; Streptophyta; Magnoliopsida; Celastrales; Celastraceae. The transcript has a single exon.
AUGUCUCAAGAAGCGGAACUAUCACGACAUGAGGAACUGCCUCAUCCAAAAGAGGAGAGGGCUCGGCAUAAUCAUGAUGAAAUAGAAGAGCAAAUUCCAAAUGAAUUGGAAUUGGAAGAAGCCCUCCUUAGGGCAGAAGAAGAUUUGCUAAAGAGACAAGAGCAUGCUCAAGCUCUAAGGGAAAGACUCCAAACCAUGAGGAGAAAGAAGAAGCGUUUGGCUAGUGAAAUUCAGAGUGUUGUCCGAGGUGAUAGGGAUGCAGAUCCAAAGCGUGUUCAGGAGCAAGACAGUGGGAGCACUGGGAGGUCUUAUCUGAGGAGGGGACCAGUUACGGAAAGGAGAAGGCAUACUCCAUCUCCAAGGGGUGCAAGGAACAAAUCCUCGCAACCGUCUAGGAGGAAAAGGCACCGAAGCUUUUCCCCAAGAAUUCGAAUGAAGAAAGAUACUGGGGAAGUCUUAUGGAGUGCUCAGAAGAAGGCUGAGCAAAGCCUCAGAAAGAUGACUUCCACACCCUUUGUACGGGCUCUGCGACUGGAAGAUCCACCAAACAAGUUUUCACACCCGACGUUUGCAAUCUAUGAUGGAAAAACAGAUCCUGUAGCACAUAUUUCAGCCUACACUCAUAAGAUGGUUCUUUGGGCAGGUCGAGAUGGACUCAUGUGCAAAAUGUUUUCGUCAAGCCUCGGGACAACAGCCAUGAAAUGGUUCCACCAACUUCCAGAGAAUUCAGUUUCGUCUUGGAGGGAGUUGGCCCAGAUCUUCGUAGCAAGAUUCAUAGCAAAUAGUCGAGAUCCAGCAACAUUGGAUACGCUGUGUGCUUUACAUCUGAGGAGAAGAGAAUCACUCAGGGCUUACACUGCUAGGUAUUCAGAUACCUAUGCAGGUAUAGAAGAUUGUGAUGAAAGGACCGCAGUGGCUACUUUUCGCCUUGGGCUCCCUCGUGAUUAUAAAUUACGAGAGAGUUUGACGAUGGCUCCACCCAAGAGUAUGGUCACGCUCCAGGACAGGAUUAAUCAAUACGUCAAACUGGAAGAAGACAAACAGGGGGAUCGGCAGUUUGCUUCUCAAGAAGGGACAAAAAAGGAAAAUAAGAAGUUUGAAAAGAAGAACGGGAAAGAAAAAGACUCGAAGAAGGAUCCAAAGCCAACUUCUUACGAGGCGGUAAAAACAAUAUUUAAGGACCCAAUUUUCCUAAUUCUGCCUCAGAUCGUGGACAAGCCGUAUUUUCGAUGGCCAAAUAAGAUGUCAGGGGAUUCGUCGACUCGAAACCAGUCCAAAUGGUGUUCCUAUCAUAAAGACAAAGGCCACAGGACAGAAGACUGUAGAGAGUUCAAACGGCAUUUGGAAGAAUUGGUUCAGCAGGGGCAUCUUAAGGAAUUUAUUGACAAAGAGAAAACCGCUGCCGAAAAGAAGGCAGAACCUCAGUCAAAGGAGCGAGGAGAACCUUCACACUACGUGGUUAAUUUUAUUGAUACAAUGGUACCGGAUGCACUACUUGGUGAUGAGAUAAGGCGAACGGAGUAUAGGAGGGUCCGACACCAACAAGAGGUAAUGCGGAUGGAUUUUAAUCCCCAUUUGGGAAGACCAAGGGAGGCAACUGCAAUCACUUUCACCAAGGAAGAUGCAACAGGAGUGAUCUUUCGGCAUAAUGAUGCUCUUGUGAUCUCCCUGCAAAUCAGAGCAGCAACAGUGAAACGAAUGAUGGUAGACUAA